Messenger RNA from Paramecium octaurelia, 2427 nucleotides. NCBI's taxonomy places the organism in Eukaryota, Ciliophora, Oligohymenophorea, Peniculida, Parameciidae. The record is from the annotation of a GenBank genome assembly.
AUGUUCUAAACAACCAGCAGCAUUAAUUCUCAGCAGUCUCCAAAUCGAUUUAAGUUCAAGUCCAAAGUUAGGUACCUUAUUAAUAGAAAUUUAGUUUUUUCAAUGACACUAUGGUGCCAGCAAUGACCACAAAAAUUACUUUGCAAUACAAGGAAUUUUUAAGAAAUUUGAUCUCAUGUAUUCAAGAGAAGGCCUCCUUUGUGAAUUUUCCUGAGUUUGAUUAACUUAAGUCAUAGCAGAUAGCAGUUUCCAUAUAGAGUUGUUAUAAUCCAAAAUUUAAGAGUACAGGUGUAGAUGAAACAAAAGAGGCAUUUUAAGACUUAUUGGAUGAGAUAAAACAAACUAUCAAUAGAAAGUAAAAUUUUAUUGCAUAUUUAAUAGGUAUCCGUUCAUAAAAGUAUAUCGAUAACAAAUAAGUCAUCCUGAUCACUACCUAUAAAUCCAACUCUAUCAACCUGAAGUCCAUUCAGUUGUAUUGUAUUCUAGGUAAUUUUCAAAAGAGCAAAUCACUCCUAAAUUAAUAGCUGAUUUAGUAUGGCUCCAUCUAAGAAAAUUUAAUUUAACAGUCAAUGUUGAUUGUCCAAUCAAGAAUGUUGUUCCUGUUUGUGAAGAGGGAAUGCAAAGAAACAUUUUAGAGGGACUUUAAGUGACUGUCCGUUAGAGAGAGGCUCCAACAUUAUAAUCAGCAUAAACUCCAACAAAAUAAAUAGUCAUAAGAACUUCAUUUUGUUAAUAAGGCAGUGCUUAAAAAAGUGGAUCUAAAUUAGAUAUUUACAAGAGUACAGAAAAUAUAAGAGAUAUGGAGAAAUCAGUAAGAGUUUAUUUUUCACCUACUAAAUCUUAAGCAUGGAUGACUCAAACUAAUGUCUCAUAAAUUGAUUUAUCAGGAUAAAAGCAAAGAGCCUAAUCACCUGAGAAAAAAUUUACUGUUAAAUUGUUCAGUCAAACAAUUCCAAUAAGUUGUUUUGAUGAAGCCAAAUUUAUUGAUUUAGUUUAAUAAGUCAAUGCUUAUGAAAUAGAAAUUACUGGAAAUUGCAUUUAAACAACAAAAACUCAAUUAAAUGUUGAUGAACUCCUUGACGAUAAUACAGACAUUGUGUAUGUUUCUACUAGAGUAGAAAGAAAUGAUGUGAUUAAAUGCAUUGUUAAAGCUCCUGAAGAUGCUACUGUUAAUGUGACUAAGAAUAUUACUGAGACAUUGACUUACGAUAUGAAUGAAUAAGCUUUUGUAUUCUAUGGAAGAGACAAAUAAGAAUAUGUCAUUGAUGUAAGUAAAAAGGAUUGCUUUUCUUAAAAGAGAACAGUAUUUUUAUAAGGGAAUGCUGAUGUGAAAAUUGAAUUUGAUUUAGUUAGUUGUGUUGAAACCACCUUGUAAUUUAGAGCCUAUAAUAUUCUGUUAAGAAGUGGGUAGCACAAAGAUAUUGAGAAUUGCAGACUAGAAAUAUUUUAAUCUGAUUAAGCAGAUCAAGAACCUAUAGUAGGCACAACCAACGAAUAAGGAUUAUAUAGUUGUCCAGGAUUGAUGUUUAAAUAAGUGAGAGUGCAUGCAUAAAGAAAAGGGUUCUUGUAAGUAUCCUAUGAUUUUGAUGUGCUUGCUAAUUCUACAGGGUAGUUACUGAAUAUUCCUAUGAUUCCAGACUAUUAUAGUCUUAUUAAUCAAUAUCAUAUAUUGAUAUAUGUUCCAAAUAAAAAUAACUUUUAACUAGACUUUUCACUUGUCUGUCCAGGUAUUUAAUUAAUUAUAUUAUGCAAGAUGGUACCAAGAUAGAUUCUAAAAAUAGACAGCAUAAUGUAAUGAAGUCAAAAUUGGAGAUAAAUAGAAUUAAUUAGUAGACAAUGUUAUGGAAUUUCUCUGUUCAUGUUCAAUCCCUAGAUCCAUUUUUACCUGACAAUUGUUUUCAGUUCUUCAUUAAUAAUUAAAAACCUAAACGCACUCUACUUUGUUAAGAGCCAUUGUCACCUUAAUGCAAGGAAAAUGGAGUUAGCAGUGCCACAAAAGCAUCGUGUUUUAAGACUGUUAAUUUGAAUGAGAUGUUCUUAAAAACAAGAGUUAUGUAAACAGAAAUUAAGACAUUUGUGAGAUAAGAGAGUGAUGUUAUAGCUUAAAAGAUCAAUAAUUAUUGUGCAGAGGAAUCUGUUAGAAUAUUUGUUACUUUUGGACACAAAGUGUUGGAGACAUUCAUGAUUUAGAGCAAUUUAUUGAUGCAUAAUGAGAAAUGCUUUGGAGUGAUUGAUUGUAAGAUUUCAUAUUUAUUGUUCAAGUGGAUAAGAGGUCAUUUAUUAGAGAUAAUGAAGUGAGUUAACAAAAUAUUAAGAGAAUUCUUUCGAAGAUGCCAACGUUCAAGAAAGAGUUAAGGGGGGGGAAUGAGGAUAGAACGAUGACUACAAUUUUAUCCCACAUCACAAAUUAAAGAUUUUAGGAAUGAG